AUGAUGACUGACCAAAAGAGGAACUUGCCGGGCGACAGACAGAAGGCUCUGGACAUCAUGCUGCCUCUGGUGAACGGGGAGGAGCAGGUCGCCUCGGACAUCUACUGCCUGGUGGGACGGAUCUAUAAGGACAUGUUCCUGGAGUCUCACUUCACCGACACGCCGAGCAGAGACAGCAGCACUCAAUGGUUUAAAAAGGGGUUUGAGUCAGAGCCAACACUACACUCUGGGAUAAACUACGCUGUUCUCCUCCUGGCAGCAGGACACCAGUUCGACACGUCAUUCGAGCUCCGCAAAGUGGGUGAGUGGGUGCUAGACUGGAUAUCU
Notothenia coriiceps (black rockcod) is the source of this 327-nucleotide messenger RNA. RefSeq names its product mitogen-activated protein kinase kinase kinase 5-like. The record is from RefSeq and is a predicted model, not a curated record. Gene Ontology annotation, molecular function: MAP kinase kinase kinase activity. The transcript has 3 exons. Gene Ontology annotation, biological process: cellular response to stress. Lineage: Eukaryota; Metazoa; Chordata; Actinopteri; Perciformes; Nototheniidae. The annotation marks the transcript as partial.